This is a messenger RNA of Colletotrichum orchidophilum, 894 nucleotides long. RefSeq names its product HIT zinc finger. The coding region runs from base 1 to 894 and encodes 297 amino acids. Gene Ontology annotation, cellular component: Swr1 complex. Gene Ontology annotation, molecular function: nucleosome binding. The transcript has 2 exons. Lineage: Eukaryota; Fungi; Ascomycota; Sordariomycetes; Glomerellales; Glomerellaceae. Gene Ontology annotation, biological process: chromatin remodeling. The record is from RefSeq and is a predicted model, not a curated record.
AUGAACAACUUUGGCGUCUACGAGCUAGCCAGCAAAAAGGUUACAAACGCCCCGGGAUGGGCCUACGUCCCCGACACGGGCCUCAACCCGGCCGCCGCCGCCCUCCAACCCGCGAACCGCAAGCGCGCCGCCCGCAGCAAGGCGAACCCCUCCGCCUCGGACCUCACCGUGCGGCAAGAGGCCAAGAUCCGCAAGGAGCUCGAGCAGCUGGACCGCGACGGCGGGCGUGAUGCCUCGAUACCCAUCCCGGCCAAGGCCUCUAGAGGUCAGAACAAGAGCACGCCAGCUAUCCGCAAAAUCCUCCAAUCCCAAAAGACGUUCCACAAUCACUGCGACGACCACCUCGCCCUCCUCUCGCAUGCCGGGAACGCGCCGGCGCCGCACCCGAACCAGCACACGGCCAAACCGGCCAACAAACCACCCCAUCCGAACCAGCACACCAAGCGCAACGCCGCCAAGCGCUCAAAACCCUCGACGCCGAAGCCGCCAGUGGAACUGGACGAUGUCGAGAUGACGCCCGCGCCGUCGACUGCGGCGGGAGAGGAUUCUGCGACGGCGGCGACAGCAACAUCGACAACGGAUCCGGUACUCACGCCCUAUGAUAAACCGGGCCCGGCACCGCACCCCGGCGACGACGAUCCGCUGCUCGUGUCACGGGUCCCCGAGAUGCCGACGGACGAGGAGCUCAAGUGGCUGCUGUCGCGGCCGAUGCUGAGCUUCUGGGACGCGAGGGCCGAGUGGGGCGACGACGACACGCGGUACCCCGAGAGGACGUUCUGCGAGGUGUGCGGGUAUUGGGGCCGGGUCAAGUGUAUGAAGUGCGGGACCAGGGUUUGCGCUUUGGAUUGUCUCGAGACGCACCGGGAGGAGUGUUUCACGAGGUAUGGCAUUUGA